Salvia hispanica is the source of this 555-nucleotide messenger RNA. The record is from RefSeq and is a predicted model, not a curated record. Lineage: Eukaryota; Viridiplantae; Streptophyta; Magnoliopsida; Lamiales; Lamiaceae.
AUGGCCAUGGAGCUCCUCCAACGUCACGGCCAGGUCUUCUCCGGUCGGACCGUCCCCCAUGCGAUGGAUGUAGGCGGCUUCAGCAAGUUCAGUAUGUCAUUCGGUCCGCCCGGGAAGGAGUGGCGCAACAAGCGCAAGAUGUGCAAGGAGAUUCUGUUCUCGGAGCGGUGCCUCGAAGGAAGCGAGGCCCUCCGCCAGGAGAUGCUGCAGAAGCUCGUGGAUCACGUCGGGAGCCACUGCGACCGCCGGGAUGUGGUCAACAUCCACGACGUGGUAUUCAUGGCCAACCUCAACCUCUUGCUCACCACCUUUUUCUCCAUCACCUCCCCGGACACCGCCAUGGAGUUGAUGAAGAUGAUGGAAGAUUUUUUCUCCUUAUUUGCUCCCAAUAUCGCCGACUACUUCCCCAUUCUCAAACGCUUGGAUCCGCAGGGGAUCAAGCGCAAGGCUGAGUUAAGCUUGGGUAAACUCUUGGCCAAAUUCCGUGAUUUUCUUAACCACAGGUUGGACUGUAAGCCAUAUUUCAACUUUAAUGAUUUCGAUAAUGAAAUCUAA